AUGAUCCAUUUCGACGUCUUCGACGCCCGCGACCUUCUGUUCCGACGAGACUCGAGCUUCCCCCCGGGCGCCAACAGUAGUGAUACCGUCAUUGGCAAUGUUCAUUUCAACACCACGGCCCUAGGCAACAACAACUACACAUUCUACCCGGGCAACAAUACCUUGUCCAACGCCUCGAAUUGUUAUAUGGUAUUUGCGCCCUACACACCAGUCUUGGUCCAGGCCAAUGGCAGCUUUGUCAACGCAACAACAUGCUACAGCUCCGUCAAUCCCAUAGGUAAACGCGGCUACGUCGGCAUUGCUCUUGGUGUUCUGUACGGUCUUGCCAUCGUCCUCACUCUCGUUGCACUGGCCAAGCAUGGCGCAUUGUAUCUCCGCGCGACAAGACGUUUCUACCCCAUCGGUCGAAGAUGGCAAUGGUAUUGGGCAUGUCUUGUCUCUGCUUGUGCCAUCAUCAGUCUCUUUUCCGGUGUGGAAAUCGAACGAUACUACCUCCAGGAUCUGCCCAUUAUCCUCUGUGUCUUCUUCUGGUUUCUCAUGUGCAUGGGGACCGCCGCACUGGUAUGGGAGUCUGUGCGACACUGGGGCAGCUGGCUCGAGAGGCAGUACGUAGAUCCGAACCCUUUUGUGUAUCGUGAGGAUGAUGGACGGGCCAAGGUCGAGUUUUGGCUGCCGUUGUGGUUCUACUUUUGGUUUUGGAUGAACUUCUUCAUGGUUGUUCCCAGAAGCUGGAACUUCGCCAGGUCACAACACUCAGUCGAGCAGACAAGGGCCGUGGCCAUUCCCACCGCCACGAGUGUGCGGUUCAAGGUUGGGGCGUUUUGUCUUGUCGUCUGCUGGCUCACAAUUAUGUUCUCCCUGACACAUUCGAUCCGGUACUACAGGCCUCGUCACCGUGGCAUAUUCGGCCGUGCUUAUGGACUCGUGCAAGCCGUACCUCUCCGAUUCGUUCUCACCAUACCCUUGGUGCUUGCAUUGAUCGCUUACCAAACAGUGAUAUCAUUCAUUUGGGACUUUUCCCUCGUCAAGGAAGACGGAAGCGUGCCCAUCAUCAUGGCUUGGGGCUAUGGCCCGUCUCUGCUCAUCAUCUACAUUCAGAUCGUGUACGCAUACGCCACACCCAACGAGGACAAGGAACUCAUCAGACAACGAAGGGAGCGCGGAGAGACUGUGGAUCGUGAACUCGGCGUAGUCCAUAAACCAGCGUGGUGGAGACGUGUCCGCGGUGAACACCUCCGCACCAUGAGAGACAAGAUUAACCAAAAUGUCAACGAAGUGGGCGAGCGUGGAAUCGGCCGACGAGUCGAGAACGACGCUGAAAGAGAUGUUCGUCUAGAAGCUGAACGGUCUGCCAUCAAUGGCGACACUUUCGAGCUCAGCAGUCUUAGAGACAACCCUCACAACCCGCGGGUCGACAGAGCUGGUGUUCACAUACUCGGUACAACAACGUCGGUUACCGACGAUCCGUUGGCCAACCCCUACAUGGGUAAGGACAGUCGGCGGCACGCAGAGAGGCUCAUGCAAAGCGCUGGGACCGUCUUGUUCCCUAGCCAAGAACUGGCCAUGGAACGAGCCAGGAGAGCAACUGAGCUCAUGGAGGACGGGCCGCCGCCGCCAUACCAAGACAGGCAGAGGAGAGAAUCGGAGACGCAGAGACCCUCGUCGGCACACAGGUCGAAUAGUACGUCAACGACAUUGAGUGUCAGCGCGGAGCCACAACGGGUGAGAAGCAUGUUGGAUGUUUGA
Molecule: messenger RNA, 1746 nt
Organism: Metarhizium album ARSEF 1941
Lineage: Eukaryota; Fungi; Ascomycota; Sordariomycetes; Hypocreales; Clavicipitaceae
Exons: 2
Coding region: 1-1746 (581 amino acids)
Source: RefSeq, a predicted model, not a curated record